This is a messenger RNA of Eleginops maclovinus (Patagonian blennie), 861 nucleotides long. RefSeq names its product zinc finger, HIT-type containing 3 (gene znhit3). The transcript is spliced from 5 exons. Gene Ontology annotation, biological process: snoRNA localization; maturation of LSU-rRNA from tricistronic rRNA transcript (SSU-rRNA, 5.8S rRNA, LSU-rRNA); box C/D snoRNP assembly. The record is from RefSeq and is a predicted model, not a curated record. Gene Ontology annotation, cellular component: nucleus; pre-snoRNP complex. Gene Ontology annotation, molecular function: protein binding. The coding region runs from base 315 to 725 and encodes 136 amino acids. NCBI's taxonomy places the organism in Eukaryota, Metazoa, Chordata, Actinopteri, Perciformes, Eleginopidae.
CUAAGCUUAUUUUCGAUGAAAACAAUCCUUGCCCUAUCGAACACGGCUUGGAAAUAAAUGUUUUACAAAUGAAGAUUAAGAAUUGACAAAUAAACAUUUCGGCUGAAAUGUGAAAUAGAAUAAAUUAUUAAUUAAAAGUGAUUAUAAGCAUUAAUAAAUACAGUAGGCGAAGUCACAUGCUUUUAUUUUGAAGGAAUUUUUCCCAACCGGAAUUAAUUUCUUUAACUUCCUGGUCUACAGCCCAUGGUCAGGUCUACACACAUGUAUGAGCUGCUAGCACCACUUUGUUGGUAUUUUUUCACCAACUCGCCAGGAUGCAGAUUUGCAGUGUGUGCAGCGAACAUACGCCGAAAUACAGAUGUCCAGCCUGCAAAAUAAGAUAUUGUUCACUUGGCUGCUACAAGAAGCAUAAAGAUUCUUGCCUUCCUGUUGUUUCUGAAGUUUCUGAAGCUACUGAUUCAUUCCACACAGAGAGGACUGAGGAGGAUCUUCUGCAUGGAGAGGACAUCAUCGAUAAAGUGCCUCUGGAGAAGCUUCAGCUGUUAGGUCAGUCCAAAGAGAUUAAAGAUCUUCUUUGCAACCCCCACCUGAGACAGCUGCUGCGCUCCAUCGACAGUGCAGACGGCAAAGGCGACGCAAUGAAGGCGGCCAUGCAGGAGCCCCUGUUUGUCGAAUUUUCAGAUCAGUGUAUGAAGCUAACAGCCAAUGAAGGUGGCGAUUUAUGAAAUCCCUCCAUUAGUUUGUCUCUCAGAUCAUUAGUGAUUAUAUUUUUGUAUAAAGUCUUGGAAUAAGCAUGUGAAGCAACAGUAUUUUUGUUUGUGUAUAUAGUGUUUAAAUAAAUGCUAAGAUGUUUUAAAACUA